AUGGAUGAGGAAAUGGUUGACAAGGAACCUGCUGAAAACUCCUCUGCUAAGGACCCUGCAGCUGCUGAAAAUUCCAAGGAACAGGAAAGGGAGUCUCAGGGGGAUGACAUUGAGCUGGAGGGCGAAGAGGAUAUUCUGCAUGCUGAAAUUGCUAAGCUGCAGGAUCACGCUGCUGAGCAGGAUACGCGCAUCCAGCAGCAGCAGUCUCUCAUCUCCACGCUCAGGGGGGAGCUCUCUGACCAGGACAACAAAAUCAAGUACCUGGAAGUUGAGCUCAAGAACAUGAAGCACGAUGCGCGGGAGCAAGGUCACCAGCUGGCGCGGCAGACCUCAAAGAUCAACGAUCUGCGCGAGGCUUUCAACGCCCUUCGGAGGGAGACCAUGUAUCGCCCUGCACCGCGAGCGGACCCGCCCGCCAACUCUGCUAGCGGUCGCACCAACCCUUCUCGCUCUGGUGGUGCAGUGGGUGACCCCGGUCCUUCUACGCAGCGCGCUGCUGAGCCGAGCACGCAGGCCUUUGGCUCUCUGCCAAUCACCCUGCCGCCAUUCAUCCAUGGCAAGACGGACGUGGCUGCGUGGCUGUCGAUGAUGACCGACCUGUUCAAGGCGCACAAGGUCCAAGACGACGCUCGCGUCGUCGCUGCCACCACCGUGCUGGACCAGAAUGCACAGCGAGUGGUGUAUGGCAGCAAGAUCCAGGCUGAGGCGGAUAGGAAGCCGGGGUCGUCAUACGUGGUGGCGUACGAGCUGGUGGCGACGGGCAUGGCGGAGGCACCGCAGGCGGCGGCCAUCUACAGCGGCAACAGCACGUGCGGGCAGGCAGCCCCACCCGUGGCGCUGCAGCUGCCCGGCACGUGGCAGCUGCUGAGCUCCGUGUCGUGGUCGCUGGCCAAUGUGCUCACUGUCGCGCCGGCGGACCUGGCGGACGUGCUCAGCGCCAUCCAGGCUGGCAUCAAUGGCCAGCUCUACAUUGGCUUUGCCGCCACCACCAGCAGCUUGUCGGGAAAGCUGCUUGCUGCCAGGCUUUGA
Molecule: messenger RNA, 1029 nt
Organism: Closterium sp. Yama58-4
Lineage: Eukaryota; Viridiplantae; Streptophyta; Zygnematophyceae; Desmidiales; Closteriaceae
Source: the annotation of a GenBank genome assembly